AUGACUACCGACCAGUUACAAGCAGAACAAGAUUCUGUGAUUGAAGAAUAUCUUAAUGAGUUGGAUCGGUAUGCAGUAAGCAGGGCAGCAAGUGGCAAGAGUUUUGUAAAUGCAUUUUUAGAUCUUGGACUGGCAAAUUCGCGGGCCCGAAGUGCGCUAGACCGGUAUUCCAUUGAUGAGAGAGAAACCGAUGCUGGAUUAGUUAUUGAAAUUUCGGAAAAAGAACAGCUAUCUUUAAAACAAGAAGAUGAUACGAAAUCAAAGCCUAUUGUUGCUGCUGGUGGGUUUUCAAGUGGGUAUGCUGGCACAUUGAUGCAGGCACAGACCGGGUUUCGAGAAGCUGUGACUGAAGCCCUGAAAGCACAUGCUAUAGAGGUCCGACUGCAGGAGCUUGAGAAACGUGUAUCAGCUGUUAUGAAGGACCAGAAACAAGAAGAGCAGAAAUCAACAGAACCAUGA
This is a messenger RNA of Magnusiomyces paraingens, 459 nucleotides long. RefSeq lists its product as uncharacterized. The transcript has 3 exons. The record is from RefSeq and is a predicted model, not a curated record. Bases 1 to 459 code for a protein of 152 amino acids. NCBI's taxonomy places the organism in Eukaryota, Fungi, Ascomycota, Dipodascomycetes, Dipodascales, Dipodascaceae.